Molecule: messenger RNA, 3566 nt
Organism: Gadus morhua (Atlantic cod)
Lineage: Eukaryota; Metazoa; Chordata; Actinopteri; Gadiformes; Gadidae
Product: macoilin-2
Exons: 11
Coding region: 145-2142 (665 amino acids)
Biological process (GO): neuronal signal transduction
Cellular component (GO): rough endoplasmic reticulum membrane
Source: RefSeq, a predicted model, not a curated record
GCAGGCGCGUCCGCUAUGGUCAAAUCAAGAGGUUUUAUUUGUUCCCUGACAUCAGGCUGAAUCUUCUCCAUAAGGGGAUUUUCUUCUAUCCUUCAAAACCGCGCUCCGGCGGUGUAAGAGUGCGGAGGAAAUUGACAGUAGAAGAUGAAGAAACGUUAUGUGGAUGCCAAUAGGCUGAGGAAAAUGAAGAAGAUGAAAUUGACGGAGAAGCUGUCUGAGAGCGCUUACACCUUCCUGAAGUGCAUGAUGGUGUGGUCUCUGGUGCUGCUGGCCGACUUUGCACUGGAGUUCAGACUGGAAUACCUUUGGCCUUGCUGGAUGUUUUUCGGGAGCGUGUACACCACCUUCCACUGCUACGGGCUGGUCAUCUGUGUGGUUUUCGUCUGUGCUGCGUUCACUUUGGAUAUCUUUUGUUUAAUUUUUGUCCCCCUGCACUGGCUGUUUUUUGUGGCCAGUACUUAUGUGUUGUUUAACUACAUUUGGCACACAGAGAAGGGCAUCUGUAUUUCCACAGUGUCCCUGUGGAUCCUCCUGGUGUACACGGAGGCUUCCCUUCGACUCAAAGACCUCAAGAUCUCCAGUGCUAACCUGUCUCAUUUGUUUGCUGCACACUGCAUCGGCUACCCCGUCGUGUAUCUGGGUUUCGACGCCACUUGCUACUUCACCAACAUCUUCAAGCUGCGCACGCAGAAGGCCGUGCAGAGCGACAACCACUUCCACAUGCACCUCCUCCAGCACUCCCUCCCCCAGGGCCUGCAGCUGUACCCCAAGACCGCCCCAGACGGGGCCGGCGCCUCAAAGUGGAAAACCAGAGAGCUGGGUCAGUACCAGGGCCCGGACGCCGGGGCCCCGGGCCCCGAGGACGCGCCCGGCAGCGAGGACUGCCUCCAGCUCCACGGCGAGGACCCCAGGGCGUCCGACAAGGAGCCGACGCUGGAGGUCAAACCCGUGGACCCCCCCAGCCGCCGGGCGCCCACCUCCUCCUCCUCCUCCUCCUCCGUCUCAUCCAAGACCCCCACCACUGGCGGCGGCGGCGAGGCCAGAGACCCGCCCCGGGGCCUGGGGCCCACGGAGCCCGCCGCGGCCCCCGAGGGCCCGCCCCAGGAGGAGCAAGGGGGCCGCGCCGCGCCGGCGCCCAUCAAGAGCGGGUCCCCGAAGGCGGCCCGCGGCAGGGGCAACACCAACACACCCUCGCCGCCCCCUCCGACCUCGUCUAGGACGGACAGGAGGCAGAGGCUCCACUCGAAGGCGUCGGCGGGACACGGCGGGGACCCGGCGGAGCGGGCCGCCCACAACCCCCACGCUGAGCAGAUCAACAAGCUUGAGCAAGAGUUCAGGAGGCUGAAAGGGGAACUGCAGGCCAGCAGACAAACAGAACAGGAGCUGAAGAGCCAUAUCUGCAACCUGACCAACAGCGAGAGGAGCCUCAGACCGGAGGUGUCCUUGCUCAGGCAGUCCAACGUGCUGCUCCAAAGCAAGAUUCUGUGCUUGACAAAGACCAAACACAAGGACAAGCAGACCAGCGCAGCGCUGGAGAAGAAGAUCAGGGCAGAGCGAGAAGCCAGAGCCUCCAUUGAGAAACAGAUGGUGGAGCUCCAGGCCCAUAAGAUGGAAGAAGCGGCUAAUUCAGCGUGGAAUUUAGCUAACAGGCAAGAACACUCUGAGACCCAAAUGUUAAGGAAAAGGGUUAAAGAGUUAGAGACAGAGUACAAACAACUACAGCUGGAGUAUCAAGUGAAAGAGGGUCGCGUGGUAGAUCUAGAGAGUGAUGUUGAGGCUUUACAGAAGUACCGCUGCGUGGAGCGCGACACGGCCGCCAUGCUGUCCACGCUCUCGGCGCUGCAGGACAAAGCUCAGCAUCUGGAGUACAACCUGAGCGCCGAGACACGCAUCAAACUGGAUCUGUUCUCCGCCCUGGGGGACGCCCGGCGGCAGCUGGAGAUCGCACAAGGUAAAGUGCUGAGACAGGACCGCGAGAUCGGCGCCAUGAAGCAGAAGAUCGCCGAGGUGAUGGCGGUCAGCCCGAGCGUGUCGUACAUGAGCGAGCGCGCCCCCAUGCCCCACUACGUCACCAAGCUGCUGGGCUCCGACCGCUACGGCCUCAACCCCCGGGCGCUCAUGUACCAGUGUCUGAAGAAGUAGAGGGGGGUCGGGCGGUCGCUGUCGGCAGGGGGCCGAGGUUGUUGUUGUCGUGGGAACCACGUGGGACUCUGGGCCGGGCCGCACGACACAGAGCGGUGUGAUACUUUGUGGCGGAUCAUGAGGUCGCAGAGAGAUGAACCGAUGACUCUCACAGCCAUGUUUUCUGAAUACCAGAGUCCACACAGAGGUGUGAGCGAGACACGGCCGUCUGAAUGCUUUUUUGCUGCAUUGCUGGUGCUAAAAUGACAUCUGUAACGUCCUUAAAGAGCAAAAAAACACUGACCGUUUUACAAAUUGAUAUGCUGGCGUUGCCAAUCGAUUGCUUGUGAAAGGCUUUACAUUGAAUACCAUUGAUGGUAUUUGUUUACAUCUGACUUUUACCAACAUUUUCUAUGAUGUUGUUAUUACACAAGCUUUCUUGACAAAUAAUGAGCAUUGAAAUCAGUUUCCUCCCGGAUAAUCCCUCCCAGUAUUUUAGGUUUGAGGCGGCCUGGGGACGUAGGUAUUCAAAGGGGUUGAUGAACGGAGCCAGAUGACUGCGGUGGUGCUGUUGCUGCUUCACUGUGAGAGCGGAGGUUCCUCGGGUUAAUGUUUUAAAGGUACGGGUGUCACUUCAAAGACAAAAAUGUAAACUGUGAGAUGACAGUAUUGAAUUUAUCUCUGGCCUUAAGCCAGUGUUUAACAUCGUAAUGUUUGGAUGUUUGGAUGUUUGGUAACUGUUGGAACCCUGCAUUGGCUAUCCUUUAAGAAGGAAUUGGAGAAAGUAAAUUCACAAUAGUGGGCUAAUUAGUUGCUAUGUGUGAAACAUUAUCAUCAAAAGUUUCAAUUUUUCAGUAAAUUAAAGUGUAGUUGUGUAAUUAACACAACAUGUGACCAAAUGUGACCAAAAUUGUGGGGGAAAUUUGUUCCUAAAUUUCAUGAUUGUGCCUAUAUUACAUUAUUUUAAUACUGGGAAGUCAAACUAAUUUAAUGUGAAAGAGUAAUGUGUUUGAAUUGAAGUGCUAUGUACUGUUUUUGUAGUCUUUCUUACUCAAGAUGUAAAGAAAUGGAAAAUAGCCUGUAUUGACGAUAAAAAAAAUACAAAUACAAAAACAUUUCAUGGAUGUUGCCACUUGGGUAGGUUUUCUUGUUUAGAUUGUCUUUCUAGGGGUGUUUUAUAUUUCAUAAAAGUAUUUUUUAGUUUUGAUGUAAUUUAUUACUUACUGUAAUUUUGUACGGCAAUGUGUUUGUCCGCAUGAAAUGUCUUACUCAAUUGCAAUUUCUUUGAGCACACAUUGUGACGGAAGAUAUGUAAAGCAUUUUAAUUGAACAAGGGCUAGUUUCGUAAUAUUUUGAUCAGACGAUUGAAACAAUGAUGGUCCUGUAUCUUUUUUUUUUUUUUUACUCAUAAACACUUAGGAAAAAAUAAAGUUUUCUUAAAGCUU